Medioppia subpectinata is the source of this 4011-nucleotide messenger RNA. NCBI's taxonomy places the organism in Eukaryota, Metazoa, Arthropoda, Arachnida, Sarcoptiformes, Oppiidae. The record is from the annotation of a GenBank genome assembly.
UCACCCUCUGAAUGUCUGGCCGAUAGGGCAGUGCUCUUACAUUUACCCGAAGAUCAGUUGACUUUAACGGCGCUGACGGAGGACUCGGGCGCCGACGACGAGCAUCCGAACGACGGCAUUGAGUCGUAUAUCGUUUGCGCCAAAAAGCUAUUGAGUAAAGACACGAAGUUUGGGCCCUUUAAGGCAGAGAUAGUGAGCCCGAGAGCUGACACCCGAUCCCCGCCACCAGACGAGUGCAAUAAAGUUGUCAAUCGUUGCCCCAAAAGCGAUGUUAACGACGACUCCACAGGAAUGACGGUUCGCCUCAAAGAAGAGUCCGGCGAAUGGCUUAAAAUACUCAGAACUGUUGAUAAGGAUAGGGAACCAAAUGCCACCGUCCGGUGCGAAGACGACGAAGAAGAAGAGCUGGAAGUCGACGACGACUAUACGCUGAGCGCACACCAGACCUACUAUUGCGUGAAUCGUGCGAACAAUGGCCGCACGCGGAACGACACCAAAGGCCACGGCGUUUGGCCGCACAGGGAAUCCAAGGGUGGGGUUCGGACCACAGAUAAUACCAAUUAUAUAAUAAGUGCCGAUAAUGGCGUUAAUCAGAGAAAUGCAUCGAUUUAUACAAAUGAUAUGUCAAGUCAUGAUAGCGGGGAAGUGACUGAGUCUUCGUCACCGGAAGACAGUCGCCGCCAUAAGAGGCCGGAUGUGACCCGCGCUGGCGGUCAGCACUCGGAGUCCAAGUCAAGUGAUGCGAAACUAGUGAGACAUAUGAAUGGCAGACAACAGCAUAUCAUUGAUAGCGAGAUCCAGUCGGAAGACGAACAGUCAGACAAAGCGCCAAAACUCGAUUCUCGCGGCCAUAACAACGAUAGCGGAACCGCUCUGGCGAUGGGCACCGGCGGAGGCAAAGUCACGCCAACCUCUGGUGUCGCCAAAUACAGCAAAACUGGAAACGUUUACAGUUGUAAGACAUGCGGUUAUGACACCGAUAAGAAGGCCCUCCUCUUAAAACAUAUCAAGUCAUUGCACCCAUCGCUGGCACUGCCAGCCGGACAGUCACCACCACUACCCGCACCACACCAUCACAUCAACAACAAUACCAUUACUAACAACAUCGGAGCCAAACAUACCAACAGCCAUAUGGCGGGCCUCACGACCACCGAUGAGAGCGACGACAACGAGUAUCACCACUCGUCUGCACCGCAGGACAGAUACUGUACUAAUUGUGACAUUCAAUUCAAUUCGUACAACACUUAUAAGGUGCACAAAGAUCUGUACUGUGGAGGUCGGCAUAACCCUAAAUAUUCAUCGCCGACAUCUAUGACGACAGGCGCGGCGCCGACGGCCGCCACCCGUAAACGAUCUCAUAAUAGCGAAACGGAUGGCUACACGUCGGGCACUGCGGCCGGCGCUGGGAGUCAACGCUUGGCCAACAAUACGGCCGCAAACUUUUCCAAACUGAUCGCCGCGAAUGGCGUGCCGUUUAUUAUGCCAUCGAUGGCCGCCGCGACCGCCGCAGCCGUCGGUGCUAUCGGUGGCGCCGCCAACGCCGCCCCACUUCUAAGUCAACCCGUGUAUAUCGCCAUAUCGACCAAUCCACUAAUAUUAGUACCAUGCUCAUAUAACACAACACAGGGCGGUCUCAUCGCGCCCAACAUUACCGCAAUGGGAACCCCAUUCACAGUACCCACGGAUGUCCUGUCGGCCAACAGUUUAAUCUCAUCGCUCAACACGUCUAUAGCGGCCGCCAAUACGAGUCCAUCGGAAGCCCAUAAUAAGACACGACAACCGAAGACCACUUCACCCGCGAAGACACACAAUAACCAGUCGUCGGCCGACGAACAGCCCCUCGACCUCAGCUCCAAAUACACCAAAAGCCGACCCAAUAAUGACGACAAUAAUGCGGCCAAACGUAGUAAACACCACAGACUGACGGACGCGGACUCAAUGGACGAGUGCAACACCCGAUCCACGUGUUCGCCGCCGCCUGUAGUGAACCCGGAGCUGUCGGCUCUGAUGGGAUCGGCUGCUGGCGCUCUGCCGACUGUCGAUGUUGUGGUCAAACAGGGAAAGAGUCGCUGCAAUGAGUGUAAUAUCGUCUUCUAUAAGCACGAGAACUAUUUGGUCCACAAACGGCUGUAUUGCGCGUCCAGACGUAUGGACAGCACCGGGAGUUCGCCCGAACACAUGGCCGACGAGUCCCACAAUAGCUCACCGGAGCUCCAGAAUGACACCAAGUCUGCGGCAAACGCUCACCCGUACUCCACGGCCAACAGGUCAUCGCCGGCCCGAUCAACGACCACCACAUCGCCGGCGCCCUCCCCUCCCAACCCUCAGCCCCCGGUAUUUCAGUUCUAUUGUGUCGCCUGUGGUAUUAAAUUCACGUCUCUGGACAACCUUCACGCCCACCAAACCUACUACUGUCUCAAACGUAAUGUCAUUCCCGGCUCCGCCGCCAACGCCGACGCCCUGAGCGAGGGUUUGGCCGACUUUGCACUGCCCAACACUGAACCACACAAUGAGUUUCAUUGCGCCAAAUGUAAGGCCACUUACGUUAAUGAGGAGACACUGUUAGCGCACGUCUGUUCAGAUUUAGUUAUCCAUCAAAACAAUACAUAUAAUCAUAAUUCUGGCCAAAAGUCGGGCGCUCUAACCAUGCAGUGCUUCAAAUGCACGAUUUGCGGCUAUAAAGGCCAUACAUUGCGCGGAAUGCGGACACACGUGCGCAUACAUGCGGACAAACUGCACGGCGUGUCCGAAGAGACGUUCAUCGCCUGCAUAGACGAAGACAUACCCAAUCGAGGGGUGAGAGGGACGGCCGGAUCCCGUCGGCGACGUUCUGUGGAUCCGCAACCGGCGGCCCAAACGGUCAACAAUUGUGUGACAAUUCAGUCCCAAUCGCAGGCCAGCAACGCGUCGGUCGCCUCGAGUAACGACACCCGACUGAGCGAAGCCGAGGACAACGGAGCCAACUGUACGGACAGCGAGUUGGGGGUGAAAGUGGAGCUCAAGAAUGGGGACAAAAGCUCGCCAUUGGGCGCCCAGUCGUCGUCGGAGAUGACCCACAACUGCCAGUUCUGCUACUAUUCGAGCACUUAUAAGGGAAACGUUGUCCGACACGUGAAACUCGUGCACAAGGAUUUGGUCCGAUCGACAUCCGGUUCGGUGAGCCGACACUCGCCGCCCCCUUCGCUCACACAGUCAUUACCCGCCGAUCGAGUGAAGAAGGAGUUCACCGACAACGAGGAGAACAGCCAUCAGUCGGCGCUGUCCAGCGAUCAGCAAAGCGCAGACGAGCACAUGUCGUCGUCGGCGGACGAGCCGCCCCUCAAGCCGUUACCGUUGAUUGUGUCGCCCAAUAGUAAGUCCGGUUCGUCGCCGCACAGCCACCGCAAGUCGAAGUGCGGCUCUCCGUUGAACAAUAUUCUGGUGAACUCACCGCUGAUGGCCGCCAAUCAACUGUUGCCGGCGCCCAACAAGAAGGUCGGUCCCAAAUACUGUCGAUCGUGUGAUAUAUCGUUCAACUAUUUGGCCUCUUUUAUAGCCCAUAAGAAGUAUUACUGUUCAUCACAUACUAACGAAUCCAACAUUCAAUCACACGAACAACAAUUGGCCCUCAAUUAACAUGUCGUCAAAAUGACACCAAAUAUUGUAGACUAACAUCACAUGCCAUUCAAAUUGUAUAUAUUAUUAAACCGCUAAUUAUGAUUACAAACACACAUAACGUUAUGACUAUUAGUGAUAAAUGUCUUUAAAGUCUUAUUUCGUGGCAUUUCAUUGACACCCAUUGUAUUCAACAAAAAAGUUUAUUUCAAAUUAAUAUAUAAGAUUCACACCAAAUAAAAAUGUUAUAUCAAUCAAAACUAUCAAAUGUACAUCAAUUCAUUGUUUGGACAGUAAUUAUACCGAUUUUACUGUAUUUAUGUGUUUUCAAAUAAUUAUAUAAUUUAUAGCCAUUUAGACACCAAACAAACAUUAUGGUUAUUUCAAUGUACAAAUUACUUUUUUUUAAAAAAUCCA